GAAAAUUUAACUGCCAUAGCCAUCAUAUUGACUGCACACAAAGAUUCCUACUUUCUUUUAUACAUAUCUCUCUCUGGGGAUUUAAUUCCUAUAUAAAAUGUCCGAAGACGAGAACAAAAAGAAGCGCAAGCUGCACGACGGCCCAGAAAUCGAAAUCGACAUCUCCGCACCCGAGCCGCCAUCGAAGAAAGCUCUUCGCAAGGCCAAAAAGAAGGGAACCGACGUCCAAACAGAGCCAACAAAAGUCUCCACCGCGGAUAGCGAGAAAGAAUCAAAAUCCCGGUCGGUAUACGGCGUCUGGGUCGGUAACCUCCCCUUCAGCACAUCAAAAGAUGACCUACGCAAGUUUUUCACCAGCAACUGCACAUUCGCAGACACCACAAUCACACGCAUCCACAUCCCGCAAGGCCCGUCGAGGAAUGGCAUGCCGCAGAAUAAAGGCUUUGCCUAUGUCGAUUUCGCGACGCAAAAGGCUAUGGAUGAGGCAAUUGGCUUGAGCGAACAACUUAUCCUGGGACGGCGUGCGUUGAUCAAAGGUGCGCAGAACUUCCAAGGGCGGCCGGACCAGGACCAGCAAGCGAGCGUGGCCAAGUCGUCGGCGACAUCAGGUCAUCCCCCUUCGAGGCGUAUUUUUGUUGGGAAUCUGGGGUUCGAUGCGACUAAGGAAGCCCUCGAGGAGCAUUUCUCGCCGUGUGGAAAUAUCUCUGACAUUCAUCUGGCAACGUUCGAGGACUCGGGGAAAUGCAAGGGUUACGGUUGGCUGGAAUUCGAGAGUAUUGAGUCUGCCCAGCACGCUGUGAAUGGCUUCGUCAAGGUGGAAGAGGAUGGUGAAGAGGAGGAAGAAGAAGAAGCCUCGGCGUCAGAAUCAGACGGGACCAAGCCGGCGAAGAAACGCUCAAAGAGUAAGAAGCUUAGAAUGAAGAAGGUCUGGGUCAAUCGACUCCUCGGCCGGCAAUUGCGCAUGGAGUUUGCUGAGGAUGCAGCAACACGAUACAAGAAACGCUACGGCAAGGAUAGCAGCAAAGGGCGGCCUCAACAUUCAGACAACCAAGACGGAGAAAAAGGUAGCUGGAAAGGGCGUCCAAAGAAGGAAGACAGGACGCCGUCGCGGUAUUCCAAGGAUACAGUGCAACGGCUCACUGGAGCUAUUGUGGAGGCCCAAGGGCAAAAAGUUACGUUUGAUUAGACUAGAUACGAGUUAUGAGAUAAUUGCAUGAUUUUGUCUCUCA
Messenger RNA from Talaromyces proteolyticus, 1229 nucleotides. RefSeq names its product putative RNA binding protein Rnp24. The transcript has a single exon. NCBI's taxonomy places the organism in Eukaryota, Fungi, Ascomycota, Eurotiomycetes, Eurotiales, Trichocomaceae. The record is from RefSeq and is a predicted model, not a curated record. Bases 98 to 1186 code for a protein of 362 amino acids. Gene Ontology annotation, molecular function: RNA binding.